Messenger RNA from Pantherophis guttatus, 1970 nucleotides. Its product is annotated as solute carrier family 2, facilitated glucose transporter member 5-like. Gene Ontology annotation, biological process: dehydroascorbic acid transport. Gene Ontology annotation, molecular function: D-glucose transmembrane transporter activity. The record is from RefSeq and is a predicted model, not a curated record. Gene Ontology annotation, cellular component: plasma membrane. Lineage: Eukaryota; Metazoa; Chordata; Lepidosauria; Squamata; Colubridae.
GUUUCUUUCUCAGUGUAGCCCCCUUCCUCUGUCCUGGUUUUGAGGCAGAGGGGAGAGCCAGUUUUGAUUUUAGAGAGAGAUGGAUCCACCAGUGACAGAUGUCCCUACUGCUGUUUCGGGACGGAUGGUCACCCGGCCCCUCGUCCUGGUGACCCUAAUAUCUGCCUUUGGCUCCUCAGUCCAGUACGGUUACAACGCCUUUGUCAUCUUCUACCCAGCCAAGUACAUCCAAAACUUUUUCAAUGAGACGUAUCGGUUCAGGAACAUGAUCAGCAUUGAUGAAGGCUUGCUGAGGUUCCAGUGGGGUCUCACCGUCGCCUUUUUCCCAUUUGGGGGGUUUUUGGGAGCUCUCAUAGCUGGACCUCUGGUGGACAGCAUUGGCAGGAAAAAAACCCUCCUGGUCAAUAACUUUUUGGCCAUUAUCGCGGCUGCCCUGGUCAUUGCCACCAAACCGAGGCGUUCCCACGAACUUCUGAUCUGUUCACGCUUCUUUGUGGGAAUCUGUGCCGGGAUUGCCUUCAGCGUGGUCCCCAUGUACCUGGCCGAGAUCGCCCCCCAAAAUCUGCGGGGGGCGCUCUGCACGGUGGCUGACCUUUUCAUCACCUUCGGUAGUUUGUUGGCCGAAGCCAUAGGCUUCCGCGAUGUCCUUGGGACCGAAGAAGGUUGGCCCAUCUUGUUAAGCCUCACUGGCAUCCCCGCAGUGCUCCAAUUACUUCUCCUCCCGCUUUUCCCCGAAAGUCCUCGAUUUCUCCUGAUUCAGAGGAAGGAGGAAGAAGAAGCCAGGCAGGCUUUGAAGAGGCUGAGGUGUUCGGACGACGUGGAGCAGGAGAUGGAAGAACUCCGACAAGAGGGACUGGCGGACAAGGCCGAAAAAGAUAUGGACGUGAUGAAAAUCCUGUAUUAUCCCGGCCUUCGGUGGCACGUGGUGUCUAUCGUGGUCCUGAUGGUGGGCCAGCAGCUCUCUGGGAUCAACGCGGCCCACUAUUACGCAAAGCGGAUUUACUUGUCCUCGGGGGUCAGCGAUACGAUUGUGUGGUACAUCAGCGUAGCUUUGUCUGUCUUCCUGAUGGUCAUCACAACACUAGUGAUCUGCAUCGUCGAAACCUCGGGACGAAGGAUACUCCUGCUCACCGGCUUCGGAAUCUGCGCAAUUGCCAGCAUUUUCUUGACCAUGACUUUACAACUUCAGAAAAACAUCCCCACCAUGGCGUAUCUGAGUGUCUCAUUCCACACCAUCUUCCUUAUCGGACAAGCUACCGGUCCCAAUCCGGUUCCCAAUGUGCUGGUAGCCGAGUAUUUCCUGCAGACGUGCCGAUCCACGGCUUUCGUGAUCGCCGGAAGCAUCCACUGGAUAUGCAAAUUCCUCAUUGUUGCAACGUAUCUCCACAUGGAAGCCGAACUGGAACCGUACAGCUUCCUCUUCUUCUGGCCAUUCAACAUCCUCACCAUUUUAUACAUAGCCAAGAUGAUCCCCGAGACCAAGGAUAGAAGUUUCCUAGAGAUCAGGAGAAUCCUGUCUCGCCAUCUGACCCAACGGUCAUAAAUGGUGGACCUGGUGGACCUUCUCUGUGGACCUUCUGGACUGCCUUUCCGUCAAGGGAAGAUGAGCUUAUGAGAUCUCCUCUUAGUUUGGGGGCAGACGAUGCCCCCAUCUCCUCUUCCAGCCCACCCCCACUCCAGACGUCAAGUUAUGGAGGUGGAUCCUCACCAGGAGGAUCAAGUUAGUUCCUUCAAUUGGGAUGAUCCUUGAUGGCUUGGGAGGAUCAGAUCUUCUCUCUUGACCUUUCACAGGGGACAAUUUGGAAAGACCUUGUUCAUUUGACCCUUAGAAGGACCACGCCAGAUCUCUCAACAGGAUCCUGGAGACAUCAAAACACAUACCGGGCAUUUUUGCAAAAUUUUUCUGGAACUUUCCUUCUUCUUGUUUUAACUACUGUUUUCUGUUUGGGGUUGAGUUGACCCAAACUUCC